Messenger RNA from Bactrocera oleae (olive fruit fly), 10138 nucleotides. The record is from RefSeq and is a predicted model, not a curated record. NCBI's taxonomy places the organism in Eukaryota, Metazoa, Arthropoda, Insecta, Diptera, Tephritidae.
AUGUCAGUUUGAAAAUAAUUUUUAAGUGUGACAGUAGUGAAUUCAUAGUCAAGAGCGAAUCACCCGACGAUCUUCGAAACAACAACGAAAUACAAAGCCACCUAGCCAGUAUAUAAAUAAAAAUCUUGAGCUGAAAUCAGUGAACAGUACAAAAACUUGAUAGUAAAAAAAGUAUAUAUAAACCCGAUUCCAUACGCGAUGGCCACCGUUCAACGUAAAUUGGUUCAUAAACAAUUCAACUCCCCCAUGGGACUUUAUUCGCAGCAAAAUGUCAAGGAAACAUUGGAUCGUGAGCUGAAGGCUUUCGGCGCUGAUGGGAUUGAAGUUGACCCAGAAAUUACCAAACCAUUGAACUUGGCUAACUCAGCUGUUUUGCGGGCCGUUGAAGAAGAAGAGCAGAUGAAAAGCGAUGUUGCUUGUGAACGGAAAAGUCGCCCGCGGCAGCGCAGGCCACACCCUACAGCGUCUGAGUACUAUGAACAGUACUAUGACCAAGCCAUGCACACACCGGUGCACCAGCAGCAGUUGGAGCAAAUCAAAACGCAAUACCUGUGCCAUCAGCACGACAUCACCAUUGACCGUGAUACGGUGUUGAAGAUAAAUCGCCUUGCCACACGCAGGAAUUUGCAUAAACGCGACCACAGCUGGCCGCCACCGUGCAGCGAUUACGCUAUGGGGGCUGAAACCAUUGCUUCGAGCAGUAAGGCCAAUGCGGAAGUGGGCCGUGGAACGCAAUCACUCACACACUCACGUAGUUCUUCAAGAGAACAACAAAGCCAACAACUGCGACAUGAACAGCAACUAAAGCAACAACAACAAGCCAAAAGCGGUUGUAACAACAAUGCAUUGCACUUCGCAGAGAGCGUUUGUAAGCAGCAUGGCAUCGAUGCGAUACGUGAGAAAUUCAAUAGUCCCACGCGAAUAAUUGAACCGACUCCCACCGAGUUGCGGCAACGCAAUAAAAUGGAGCAAUUGCAGCUUCGAAAGCAAAAACUACAGAAAAAUGCGACAAAUAAAUCAGCACGUGUCACCGAUAGCUCCCCUGAGACGCGCACGAACAUCUCUACUGAUGGCGAUGUUGGCAAGGCGCAACAAACAUUGACAAAUGUGAACAAUAACACGACUAAUACAUCAUCGGUCAAUGCGGCUGUAGAUUCUUUAGAGUCCACCAUCGCGCUGAAUGUGGCAGAAACCACCAGUUGGCCUGCAGCCAUAAAAAAUGAUGAAAGGAGAGGGGAUUUAACUAAUAUUGCCACCUCUACCAGCUUCGAAGCUUCACAUGAUUACAGUACGCCGGUGACGCGAGGAUUCUCCGCACCCGAAACGAAAGCGGCCGAUGAAAAUAUUGGAUUGGUGGAGCCACGGCGCUAUUAUUUCGAACAAUUGGCGCGCCGCAUUGAAGGACCACCUAAAAAAUGGCACAGUUAUGACAAUAUUGUCGCAGCCACAUCAGACCAACAACAAAUCAUCAAGGAAAGUGUUGCAACAGCAGCCAUCAAUAAUAAUAGACAAUCACAGUCGCUAGAUCGUGGACGCGUACAACAACAGCGUAGACGAGAACAAUUGCCACCACUAAAACCUCGGUCAGCCGGCGGUGCGACCAGUGGUGGCAGUAGUCCCGCUGCGUGUAUCACACCAGUCAUCAGUACAAGCGAAUUUAAUGUAAUGGCACUAAAAAGCGACAGCAGAGAUUUUGGAGAUGGUCGCACUGGCGGGGCAAAAACAACACUACUAACGAGCCAUCCAUCAAGAUCGAGUGAAGGCAUGUCACCGCGCGUACAGCGGCGUGCCAUUAAAUUGGCAACCGAAAUAAAAAUAUGUUACGAUGACUCGGGCACUGUCCAAUCAUUCAAUUCAACUGCUGCGAACUUUGAUCAUAACGGAGGCACGGUUUCCAGUAAUAAGCGACAAAUUCAAACUGAAGCUACUAAAGCAGGAAAGCUUCAAAGGAGUAACGUUAAAAAACUGCCAGCAGAGCCAGUUUGCACACAGUCUAUAAGUGACCUGGAACACAUACCACUGCCGCUGCCACCAAAAGUAGAAAAUAUCUCAUCUACAAACGCAAAGCACAUGGCAUGUAGAAAUACCACGGGUAUCGGCUCGGAACGAUCAAUUGUGGUGCAACGAUCCCAGAAACCGUCCAGCCAAACACAAAAGCAGCAACAACAAAGACAACAUCGCCGCUGUAAUAGCGAAAGAAUCAUACCCAUCGAGCUAGAGAAGCACCCUGAACAACUUAAAGAAGUGACACGUCGCGAUCUUAGCACCAUUAGCGCGGAUCAACUUUACGAUGAUGCUUGUAUUUAUUUGCGUUCAAUUGAUUUAGAUGACCGAACUGUCGCAUACAUACCCGCCGCAAUAACAAUUGUACCCUCACCCCCUGAGGAAAUGUUGCAACAUGCGUCAGCUCAUGGGCAUCCGCAGACCUUCAAGGCAGGUAUAGUUACUACGAGAAGAAGAGAACAGCCUCCGUCAACUACCAAUCAUUCAUCGUCGCUAACUUUCGCUACCAUGCCAAAAACAAAUACUGAAAAAUCUUCUGUAGAUAGCUCUUCGAAACAGUCAAUUGCUAGUGAGGCUAUUAGUCGGAAGAGUAAUAAUAAAGUUUGUUGCAAUGAUGGCUAUAAAAUGAACGUGCCACCAACCGAACCCAAUGAAGCUCAUUGCAAAGAACCCACACAUGCCAUAUAUAACACCUCCAAUAUAAAAUUGGAUGCAGCAGAGCCAAAACACCAGCAGAAAGCGAUGGAAAAAGCCAACGAAAAUGAAGUUGCCAAAAGCAACAACCAAGUCGCUGCAGGACAACAGGGCCAGCAAAGAAUACGCCCCAAUCGGCCUCGCGGCAUUUACUACACCGAUGGUGAAUACUUGUAUGGGCCAUUUGGUGAGAUUCCUGACACUUUUGAAGCACACAUUACACGAACAGUAAAAGUAGCACCAGAAGAGCCAUCCAGAUCCGCAGCUGCCACUGGUGACAGCAAACCAAAUUGUGCUGAUGGAUAUGAGUGGCAAAUAAACAAGAAGGCAACGAAUGCACAGCUGAAGGAGCAACAACAAAAGGGAGGUUGGGGCAAUACAAUAAACAUGCAACACUCUCGGUCGCCACCUACAACAACGGUGGAGCCAACUAAUGAAGGGCCAAGUCGAAAUUCUGAACUAAUGGAAGUGUCAGGAGCAGAACUGCAGGGGAAAAAUUCUAUCGAAAUAGCAGCGCUCGAAACAAAAUAUGGACGCUUUCAGCAAUCCAUUGCCGAGCAUCUGCGUCAAAUUGACACCUACAUGGAAAAUGCAAAAGCCGCGCUAAAUCGCAGUUUACCUCAUUCACAACAAGCACACGAACAGGAAGAUGGCAAAACCGUCCCCCCACGGCCAGAGAAUUCACUGCGUCAGCCGAAUGUAUCACGGAAAUCAGCUUCACAGAAAACCAAAACUCAACUGGAACAGUCUCAGCUAUUGGACGAACAAGGCAUCGAAGCCACGCUCACACCGGAGAGUCCCCUGCAAACUAUAGCCCGUCAGUGGUUGCAACACAAACCGUUACACAUUGUUAGUGGCACUGAUGACAAUCUAUGUGAAAUGGAAGCUCUUGUGCAUCCUGCCAUGCUGGAAAAUAUGCCUGUGGUUGAACAGGCUCUGCAGGAUUUGUCCGCUAUUAAGGUAGAUGGUACAGCAGCAAAUCUGACGGCCAAGUAUAUGGGCGAUUUAGGAAGUCGAAGCGGCGACGAUGGCAGUGUAUUACAGCCACUAAUGCGUCGCCUGAUUGCGGUGCAAAGUAAACAGCCGAGCGCAGCACUCCCAGACCAAGCAGUCACUUUAAAGGAUCGUAAAGAUAUCGAAGGAUUGCUGCUGAUUGAACACCAUAUUGCACCCACUGCAAGUUUAGCAAAACGUGUGACUAUAUUGGAAAACUUGGACGAUGUCGCUGCUCCUCCUAGGCAUAAGCCAAAUAAUAUUGUCCUAAUUGAAAUGGAAGAAGGCAAUAAGGAGUGUAAUGUUAGCAACGAGAUUGGAGCAGUAAAUGACAAAAUUGAUGACAGCAGUAAUUGCAAGCGCUUAACAGAUAAGAGCAGUUUUAAUGACAUUGCUGAGCGGAAGAAAGCUCCAACAAUGAUUGGGAUGCCUGCGGACAAUAGAAACGGAAAAGUUAAUAUUACAAGCACGGAUGAUGAAGACGAAAAUCAGAAGACGACUUCAGAUAUGGGCGAUCGAUUCGGUCACAAAAUCAACUCGAAAUUAGGCGCUAAAUCAACAAGUACUUUCGAUAUAAUUUCAACAGGUGAAGUCACCAACGAACAUGUUAUUGAUGCUGUAGCCAAUUAUGAGCAACUAAUGCAGUUGCAAGAAGACAUGACGACAGCAGUGAAUCCAAGGAAGCAAACACAAACACAAAAACAAGAAUUUCAGAAGGUUUCACUCAAUGGUCCAGACCUUUGUCCUGCAAAAACAACACCCGUACCCAGGCGACGUGCAACCACAUUGUCAGGAGAAAAGCCUACAAUAUGCACAAUUGGAACACGACCAGCAUUCACAGUAUCGGCAGGCGAAAGUAAAAACGAGCAACGUGAGACCCUUACUAGCCGCUGGCAAAAUGAGUCCUUGCAACGACAGCAGUGCCAACAACAACAACCACAGUCGCCCUCAUCUGAACCACCGCAACCUCCAACUCCACCAAUACCGCCGCCACUGCCGCCACUUACCCGUGCGGGAAGCUUACCGAAAGAUUUAUGCAAAAGUGUGGUUUCUGGUUAUAUUUCCACUCAUCAAUCGCAGGAGCAGCUGGUGGGACAGGUGAUUGACAAGCUGCAGGUAGAUGUGGCGCAGCAAAGAGAUUGCGAGCAACUAAAGCAAACAGAGCAGAAUGAAUUCGUAGCUGCAAGUGCUAUCGAAACCUCAAAUCAAGAUCUUCUCAGAGACCCGUUAGUUGAGCAACGACAGCCAGCCGAAGAAUUUGCAAUGCAACAACUAAAUCAACAGCAAUCAGCAAUUCUACCAAUAACGGAGAGUAACCAAAAACCAUGCGACCAACAGAAUGCGCAAUCAACUGAAAUCACAAUCCCACGCAGUAGGAUUAACACGCACUCUGCAGAAGACACGAGAGCUGCUCACGGCAUUGUUGCAGCGGCAGCAUCACAGAUGGCUGCACAGAAGGUGGUAACAGACGAAUCCACAAUAACGAGUUUAGCUUCAGACGGACUACACAGGCGUACGAUUGCCGGGCGUCAAAGCAAAUUAACGGUGCAUAUCAAUGGAGACAAUAAAAAUUAUCUUGUGUCGGACAGCACGGAUAGUUUCGAUACGUACAAAGCCACCUAUGAAAUACCUAGCCCCUGUUUUAAGCAGCAAAUAAUCUGGAAGCAAACAGUCAAUGUGCCACAAACUAAAGACAAUAAAUUCGCCACUGCCUCGGAGCUAGGCAAACACAUGGAAGAUAACAAUAAUAUGCAUUUCGAUGCAAAAGCCGGGGAGGCAGCAACUGCAAGCAAUCAAUCACUUACGACCAGGCUCCAGUUUGUCAAACAGCAAUCAAGGACUCCCUCCCCAGCCGCUUUGAAAACACGUCUACAGCAAUCUUCCGCAACUCAAUGCUCACGCAGUCGGUCCAAAAGUCCAUGCCCAUCGCAAACCAGCCGCUCGCCCACGCGCAAAUAUCCCGCUGCAUUAAUUGAACCUAACGCACCGACCCGUGCCGCCUCACCAUUCGGACUGAAUCCGCUCGACAUUACCGAACUGAUUGAUGACACUGCUCAUGCGUACGAUGGUGCAGAUAGUGGCAAUAGUGUGGGGAUCUCCAAACCGACUUCGAGCGCUCAAUUAGGCGACACCAAAUUUGCCUGCACGCCUGCAACGUGUAGGCAGUUGGCCGAGUUUGUGCCACAGGUGGAAGGUCACAAUGUUGGUUUAUUGGUGCGUGCAUGUAUCGAUGCACAAUCACAGCAGCAGAGGGAAAGAAAAGUGCAGAGUAUGCCCCAAACCAUCACCGCGCAAUGCAACGAAAAGGCGCAAAUUGAAAUGGACAAUGCACUCACGCACAGCGCCGCCACGCGUUAUGUUGAUGCCGAUGCUAGUGCCAAUUAUGGUGACGACGACGGUGAUGAUGUUGACUACUGCGUCGACGAGCGGCAAAAGCAUAUCGCUUAUGGUGACAAACACUCAAUAAAAGGUCCUUCGCCAGCGGUCCCUUUAACACCAUCACCAUCCUCAGCGUACUGUGCACGUGCUGGCAGGUUGCAACCAAGGAUGACCGAGAUGGUGCAUGACGCCUGCCGUAACGUAACGAUGACGACACCCCUUGAUAUACACGAACACAGAACACCAAAAAAUAUACAAACAUGCUCGAUGGCAGGCAGCAUUGUUGCUGAUUCAAACGCCACCGCGGCCGGGAUGGGAGAAUCACAUUCUCUGUCUGAGAGCCAGCGGGGACACCGCCGCGAAGCGCAGCAACAGGAAGUUGUCCUGGACAACGACAGCCGGCAGCAUAGCCUAGAUACCGUUGGUGAACCCGCAGUCGCACUGCCACGUGAGAGUGGCAUAAUUAAUCGCUCGUUCAAUAAUGUUUCACCGCGUCCCUACAUCAGCGUCGAAGGUUAUAAGCGCGUCGCUUGGCCGCCCGUAUCCGAGGAGCGCGUUGUUAGGGAAUUCACGCCCCAACCAACCUCUGCCCACUAUCCAGUGUCAGGCUCGCUACCACAACAGCCAGGACAACAGCAGCAGCCACUUCAACAGCAACAACAACAACAGCACACUGCGCCAGCCAACCAGGGUAUCAUUUAUAAUAACGUCAGCCGUGCUGUUCGCGAUAACUCAUCUCAUCCUUAUAUACAACCACAAGAAUAUCGACAGUCGGAACAACAACAACAUGAAAUACUCCAACAACCCAUACAAUAUAUCCAAGCUCAAUUUAACCGCCAACCCUCACAUGAGCCAGCUGGUCCACCAUAUGGGCAACAUUUAAACGACCAUUACGGACAGCAGAAGCCAACCCCACACUACCCUAUUGAACAGCAACAACCCGAGCAACAAUAUGAACCGAAUUCCUCAUCUGUUUGGAGACCUAUACGUCCGCCUGUGCCUAAAGCUCAAAGUGAAUUUCUAUCAAAUCCUGUAGAUGGCACGCCAUUUUAUCCUAGCCAGGGCCAUCAAGAUCCAUCUACUCCACAGUAUCGUGCGACAUCAUACGAUCAAUAUCAAGCUCCACCACAGGCACAAAAAUAUCAGCCACACCAGGGGUCACAACCUCCUUAUGCCCAGCAGCACUACUCUCAGCCGCAACAACAGCAACAACCGUCUUGGGCGCAUAAUCAACCUAUCCAACAAUAUCAACCACCUCAGGCGCCUUAUCAACAGGGACCUCCACAACCGCAGCAGCAACAAUAUCAGGCAGCUCCGCCAUCUAAUUAUCAAUCGCAAGCAUAUCAUCAGUCUCCUCCUCAACAACAACAACCACAACAAUAUUCGACUGUACCACAAUCCAAUCAAUAUAAUUCUUAUCCACAGCCUCAACACGUUGGUCUGGAUCAACCCGAUCACCAAGCAACAGUGCAACAACACCAAGCACAGAAUUUGCCGCAAGUUUACCGCGGCGGAAGUCCCGGAAUUAUAACUCUGCGCAAGGAAGCGCCCGUUACGCAAAAGCCAACCCCUGUUUAUAACGCCCAACCAGCGGCCGUUAGCUUUCAAGGAGGCAGCAACAUGCGCGGAGACUUGAAGUGGCCACCGCCAGAAUAUAAAGAAGCCGCAAUACGUGAAAAUGAAGAACGACGCAAACUGGCCCAGGGACCGGUUUGCCGUCCACGGAAAGUCAAUCGCGAUUACACAACAUUCUUCGCCAAAAACGCGCUGAAUAGCUAUUACCCCAGCUACAAGAUACCACCAGGUACACAACACAUGUUGGCCUAAAAGGUAUGAUCACUAAAACCAGAUUGCUGGACCCUGGAUACAAGUAAAUGAAGCAAUUUCGCAAAAAAAAAAAUAUUACACAAAAAAUGCAAAAAAAAAUACAAUGACAUUGGAAAAUAACGAAAAAAUGUAACUAAUUGUACAUUAUAACGACAUGAAACUUCAACUAAUCACGAACUAACCAAACGGAGCAUUGAAAAGCAAAAAAAAAUAUACUACAUCAAAUUUACACUAACGAAUUUUGUUCUCAAAUCUGUGCAUGGAUAAUCGAGAUGAGUAGGGAUAGAGUAGACCUUUAGACAAAACGAAAUGCUUGGAAGUGUGUGAGUCUACGAGUUUGACGGCUGUUCGUUUGUGCUCAACGAAGCGGGGGUACGUUAAAAACUGCAAAAUGAUACACGGUACUCUACAGCUAUAACAACUACGCGUGCCACUGGUCUUUGAACACGAACGUGAUAGCGAGAACCGAGCGGCCAAUGCAUUAAAAACUCUAUGUACUUACAUACACAUAAGCAAAUGAACGUUUCUGUGUAUGUAACAAUUUUUUGUUAAAGUAGUUUUAUUUCAUUUUAAUCUUCAAUCGAAUUAAUUCACUGGAACCAUUCAUCCGCACAUGUGUGGAAUGGGGCAAGAGAGAAUUGAUUUAUAUGAAAAAUUUAAUUUUUAGUUGUAAGUGAAAAACGACGCCCACACGAUGUAAAUUAGUUUUGUAUACAUAAAUACUUGGAAACCGUCGUAAGAUGAACUCCAUCUUAGCACGUUGGCGAAGAACUACAAAAGUGUUACACGAAAUCCCGACGCUGAAAUGAGUUUUCAAACUAAAUCAUAUGAAAAUACCAAACUGAAAACUACAAUCAAGCAAUCUAAAAAAAUUCUGAUGCAAACUACGGCAUAUUGAUGAUGGUUAUACGAUUUUGACAAAACGGAAACAUUUUAACUUUAAUUUAAACAAAUUCUUCUUCGAAAGCAAAGAAGUUUUAAUUUAUAUUAUUUGAUAAUAUGUUAAUUAAUUUAGUUGCAUAAACUUGCAACAUAUUUUUAAUUUUGUUUCAUUUAAAAUUGUUAUUGCAUGAAAAAUACAAAAAAAAAAAAUUAUUUAAACAAUAAUUAAUAUAUUAUUGAAAUAUAUAUUAAAUAUUAGUUUUCUCCAUUUAUUAUUAAGUAAAAGAGCAUACAUAGCGUAUAUAUAUAUAUAUAGAAGCAGUCACACCAACAGCAAACUGUUGCAGACCCUAGUUGUAAGAGUAACCAAAUACAAAAUGAAAUUAUUUUAGUAUGUACAUAUAUAUAAAUAUAUAUCCGUACAAAAAUGUAAAAAUAGGAGCAGUGGAUGUUCAUACACCAAAAACAACGUUGUAUGAUCCGAAAACACUAAGAUAUACUGAAACUUGUGAAAGAUACGUAACAAAUGCAUAUGUGCAUCUAUCAAUAAAUAUUAAGAAUAAUUCAUGAAAUCACUUUACCGCAGUGGACACACUUUGUGCCAUUAGCCUGGUUAAUCGAGGCAAGUGGGCGUUCGCCCCUCAGGCUAUAACUAUUUAACACCGAGGAUGCCAUUAUAGUCUUUGGGUGGUGCCGGCUGGUCUCAGGUUGCCACGUGUGGUUGCACCAAUGUGAUAUUGCACUGAUCAUUUAUGAUAUUUAUCCAUUUAUGCGAAUAUAAAUACAUACAUGCAUAUAGAAUAGAAUACGAACAUAUGUAUGUACUUGUAUAUUAUUAGAACUCGAACCGACUACCGGCAAAUUCGUACUGGAUUUACGACUCGAUUAUGACAAAAAAUCAAUGAUUUGAAUGAAAAUCACACGACGUACUUACAUAAAGACGAAGUGCGCACACAUAGAGAAUGGUUUGUAUUCACCCCCAAAUCAUUCAAUAUGAAAAACUCGGAAAAUUACAAAAAAAAAUACAAAAUUAAGCCAAUAAUACAUCUGCAAACACUAUUAUCCAAAUAUAUACACACUUGAUAUCGAAUUGGCAAAAUCAGUCAUAAAUGUGUAUUUAACUAAAAAAAACUGAAAGCUCGCCUGAGAGCUGUUCUAAAUUUCAGUGUUUUGCUAAAUUGGCAUAGAUAACCCCAAAUUUUAUGUUCAUAAUAUUGUAUUAUCUGACUCGACAAUUAACAGUACAUUGUAAAAGAUGUGAUUAGUUGAUGGAUUAAGAAGGUACACAACUAUGUACAUUAGAUUAAAACUUGAUGAAAUCAAAUAAAUGUAAAUUUGUACAUCUCUCUGACCAACCGAA